Messenger RNA from Eruca vesicaria subsp. sativa (arugula), 682 nucleotides. The record is from the annotation of a GenBank genome assembly. Lineage: Eukaryota; Viridiplantae; Streptophyta; Magnoliopsida; Brassicales; Brassicaceae.
ACCACACACUUUUAACACUUUAAAACACAUCACCAAACUAGUCUUUCUUAUAUACAUUUAAAUCAAAAUGGGUUCUUGUUCUACAGCUCAAGAAGAGCCUCAACUAGUAGAUACACCGGCCAUUCUUCCUUCUCCGUUAGCUCAGGAGCCUGACAACGAUGUCCCUGCGCCGGGAAGCCAGUUUUCUGAGUUCGCCGCCGGUUGUUUCUGGGGGGUGGAGCUUGCUUUCCAGAGGAUCCCUGGCGUGACAGAGACUGAGGUUGGGUACACUCAAGGGAUCUCUCACAAUCCUUCGUACAAGGAUGUCUGCACCAACACAACGAACCAUGCAGAGGUCGUAAGGGUUCAGUAUGAUCCUAAUGAGUGCACCUAUGAGACGCUUCUUGAUUUGUUCUGGUCUAGGCAUGAUCCCACUACCUUGAAUCGUCAGGGAAAACUUGUGGGAGCUCAAUACCGGUCAGGUAUAUACUUCUACACAACCGAGCAGGAGAAACUAGCACGUGAGUCUCUAGAGAACCAGCAGAAGAAACUGGAGAAUAAGAUUGUGACUGAGAUCUUACCUGCAAAGAAAUUCUACAAAGCUGAAGAAUACCAUCAGCAUUACCUCUCCAAAGGUGGGAAGAGUGGCCAUGCACAGUCUCCUGCAAAGAGCUGCAAAGACCCUAUCAGCUGCUUUGGCUAA